AUGGUUGCAACAAAGACGAACGAGGGUACUCAGUUAUCAAUUGCGGAUCCACCCGAUGCUGCAUCACCUUCACCACAGGAGCUUGACGCGAUAUGGGCUGGAAAUACUAUUGUCCCAGAGUCUAUCACAGGCUGCGUUCAUGAUUUAAUUACAGAAGUAGCGCAAAGACAACCGGACGCCCUCGCAGUUUGCGCCUGGGAUGGCGAUUUUACCUAUGCUCAACUAUCCACCCUGAGCGAUCAUGUGGCUCAUUCUCUCUGUGAGAUGGGAAAUCCACCGGGAUCACCGGUGACCCUUCUGUUCCCCAAGUCACGAUGGACAUGUAUCGCCAUGUUAGGUAUCAUCAAAGCCGGAUGCGCGGCUAUUGCGCUUGAUACCACUCAUCCAGAUGCGAGACUUCGAGCUAUCAUCAGGCAUGCGGAGCCAAAAUCAAUGAUAUGUUGUGCCACUACUCGUGACAGAGUAUCUCUAUUAUGCGAUUCACCUAUCCUCCAGCUCGACGAUAGCCUUUUGGAGGAUGCGGGUACCAUAAAACAGCGGAGCAUUGAUUUCCCUGUGGUAUCUCCCAAAGACAUAGUCUACAUAUCUUUCACCUCCGGAACUACCGGCGAGCCGAAAGGAGCGUGUAUUAGCCACUCGAAUGUGAGAAGUGCUGUACAUCACCAGGGUAAAGCUCUUGGCUUUCAUCAGGAAUCCCGAGUCUUUGACUUUGCACCUUACUCAUUUGACGUGGCCUGGAGUAAUGUUCUUCAUACGCUAUGCGCAGGUGGCUGCUUGUGUGUUGCCAACGAGCAAGAUAUGGUAAAUAAUCUAUCGGCUGCUAUCACGGCCUUCGCGGCUAGUCUGAUUAAUGUCACUCCUACUGUUCUGCGAACGAUCAGUCCAGUGCCACCGAGUCUCCAGACUGUGCUUUUGAGUGGAGAGAUGCCGUAUCGAGAAAAUAUGACUCAAUGGGCUGGGCGUGUUCGUCUCCUCAAUACAUACGGUCCCACUGAGUGUACCUGGAAAUGUACAUUCUCGCGGCUCAAUCGCUGCGAGGAAGAAAGGCCGGAUAUUGGGAGAGGAAUGGGAUUCUGCCUCUGGAUUGUCAAUCCCAACGACAGCAGCCGUCUUGUUCCUCCUGGUUCCCCGGGAGAAUUGUACCUUGAAGGACCCAUGGUUGGCCAAGGGUAUCUUUCCAAUCAAAAAAAGACCAGUGAAUCGUUCAUCAACGACCCGCCGUGGCUUUUGUCUGGAAGUUCUGGUGUUCCAGGACGACAAGGCCGCCUAUACAAGACUGGAGAUCUAGUGAAAAGGCGCCCAGAUGGAAGUGUACUGUUCUUGGGGCGCAAAGAUGUCUCUCAAUUAAAGAUCAGAGGUCAACGGGUCGAAAUUGGUGAUGUGGAGCACCAUGCACGGGCAUGUCUGAAGGAUGCACUGACAAUCAUUGCCGAUAUUGUGCUCCCCCGGGGAAGCGAUACUGCACUGCUCGCUCUAUUUGUGCAGAUCAAGAACCAGAACCCCGAGGCAGUCAAGUCUGUGAUGAACAAUCUUGUGCAUGAUCUAGAGGGUGUUUUGCCAGCAUUUAUGCUCCCCAGCAUCUAUCUCCCCGUCGAAGAGAUAGAGGUAGCUAGCACGGGAAAGGUCGACCGUCGACAACUGCGAGAGUUGGGAUCUAGCUUGUCUUUGGAACAGCUUCUCCAGCUACAGUCAACCAUCUUACCAGUCCAAGAGUACCGUCACCCAUCAACUGUCAGAGAGGAGCAACUUUGUGAGCUCUGGGCGAACGUAUUGAACAUACAGUCGACUGGAAUAAGCGCCACAGAUAAUUUCCUCCGCUUAGGCGGUGACUCGGUUGCCGCUAUGCUGCUGGUCGCAGCAGCGCGGGAGGUUCAUCUAUCCAUCACAGUGGCUGAUGUGUUCAGGAAUCCAGUGUUGAGUGAUCUUGCCCUCAUUAUCGAGGAGCAAACUGUCUUUUCUGAAAAGGAAGACGUUACUCCGUUUUCUUUGAUGGAUCAUCCUUUGGAUAUUCAGAAAACGCGCGAGGAGGCCGCUAGGCUCUGCAAUAUUGAGGUGGCUCAAGUCGAAGACUUAUAUCCAUGCACCACACUUCAACAGGGAAUGCUCUCUAUUACAGCCCGAGGCGAGACCAACAACGUUUCACGAACACUCUUUGAGCUCCCUAGCUCCGUAGAUCUUCCCCGGCUUGAAAAGGCAUGGCUAAAUACUGUUCAAAAAGCAUCAAUACUGCGAACACGGAUCAUCGAUCUGACCGGCAAUGGUCUGGUUCAAGUUGUUGUCGACUGUCCCAUAAUGCUGGAUAGAUAUGAGGAUAUCACUGACUUUGUCAGAUACUCCGUUCCAAUGGAACUAGGGACCCCUUUGUGUCGUGCUGGUCUGAUCUCUGGAGCGUCUCCCAAUUUUGUAAUGGAGAUGCACCAUUCAAUCUUCGAUGGCUGGUCCACCAAGUUGAUAUUGAAUACCAUAGAAGCCGAAUACGGAGAGAACGUUACCCCCGCGGCCAUCCUGCCCUUCCGGUCAUUUGUGAAAUACACAAACGGAGUGGACAGGGAGGCCUCAUUGCUUUAUUGGAAGACCUACCUGGAGGGGGCCUCUGAAACGAAGACUUUCCCGUCCCCGGGGUAUCAGCCAGGCAAAAAGGUUGACUUCAACCAUAAUGUCACUGAAAUGCCGUGGAAAAACUCGGGUACUACACCAUCGUCGGUUGUCAGAGCUGCCUUGGCGUUGGUAUUGGCCUCAUACACCAAUUCCAACGAUAUCAGAUUUGGUGCAACGAUCAGCGGGCGACACGCCAACGUUGUCGGGAUCGAACAAAUUUGUGGUCCCACUAUUGCGACUGUACCAGUCCGCGCUAAAUUUGACUGGAAUCAAACUGUCGAGAGCUGGCUUCAGCAGGUCCAGGCACAGACAGUGGAGGCCACAGAGCAUGAGCAGCUAGGGCUCCAGCAAAUUGCUGGGUCGAUUGAGGAAACCAACCUUUUCCAAUUGCUCCUGGUGACCCAACCGGCACAACAGGGAGGCACCCACGAUUUAAACAGUCUUUUCAGCAGAGCGAGUAGUAUCAUUAGCAACUCUGAUCAGGCUGGCAGUCUGAAAAUUGUAUGCAAGGAUGGAGAAGCCGACACCGUGGGCAUGUUCAACCCAUAUGCGAUGAUGAUCAUCUGCCAACUGCAGGACUCGGGCGUUGAACUGAAGAUCAAUUUUGAUUCUGGUGCCAUUUCAGUCAAACAGGUAGAGCGAAUGUCUGUACAAUUUGAACAUUUGCUGCGACAGUUAUCAUCAGCGGAGUGUUCACAGAUGAGCCUACGCGAUGUCACAGUUCUCACGAAGGACGACCUGGCUGACAUUUGGACAUGGAACGCAUCACAGCCGGAGCCUAAGUUUGAAUCUAUUAUUGAUGGUCUUCAUAGGCAAAGUGAUGCGAAGCCAGAGGCAAUUUUGAUAUCCGCCUGGGACCAGCAGUUGACAGCCCAACAGGUGAAGCUCUGGUCGAUAACGCUGGCCGAUCGACUUUGCCAUGAAGGUAUAAUGUCUGGGUCUAUCGUUGUUGUGGCCUCUGAGAAAAGCGCAUGGCAGGCAGUGAUAAUGCUUGCAGCCCUCAGAGUUGGCGCAAUCGUUCUCCCUAUGUCUGUACCUGUCUCCAAAACUCGAGCUCUGCAAAUUGUUGAGAGCUUGCAGCCCCAUAUUGCUGUCACCUCCACGUCCUCUGAUUCCUCUCCAUUCCACAACUUGAUUCCAGUGCUCGGUAUUGCCGACCUCAUGACUCCCGAAACCACACACUGCGAGGUUGAUGACAAAUAUCCCCCAUUUUCCCCCCUGCCCACAGAUCCUGCUCUUCUUCUGUUUACUUCGGGGUCUACAGGAACACCAAAGGCCAUUGGGUGGAGCCACAGCGCUUUAUCAACAAACAUCCAAACUGCAAUCGUGGCAUUCGAAUUAAACGAUACGAGCCGAGUCUUCCAGUUUGCCGGUUACGAUUUUGAUGUUAGCACAGUAGAGACUUUUGCAUCCUUGAUUGCUGGAGCGUGUCUAUGCAUUCCAUCGGAGACAGACCGAAAAAAUCGACUGAGUGACGCAAUCAAUGAACACAACGCCAAUUGGAUGUGUCUGACCCCAUCUGUAUCGGAGACCCUGAGCCCAAGUGAUUUGCCAUAUAUGCAAACGGUGGUGUUUGCGGGGGAAAAGCUUGAGUACAAAGUUGCUGUCCGAUGGCUAGACACACACAAAACAGUUCAUAACUGGUACGGACCAGCGGAAGCCUCAGUUGCUACUUCGUGCCCUGUAAACCAUGACAGUUGGCGUCCAGGUAUGAUCGGAGUAGGUCGCGCCGGAUUAACUUGGCUUGUCGAUCCGAGAGAUCCAAAUCUACUGGCACCAGUGGGGGCUGUGGCCGAGUUGUGCCUGGAGGGCUGGAUGCUUGCUCAAUACGCUGGGACCAAUGGGGGUAUACUGAACAAAGAGAAUUUUAUCUCCCCGCCAUGGCUGCAAGCUGGCCACUGGAAGACCCCUGGUCGACAAGGCCCCAUCUAUCGUACCGGGGAUCUGGUUAAAUAUGACUCAGAUGGUCGCAUUGUCUACCUUGGACGGCUCCAAGAUUCUCAGCGGAAGAUCCGAGGCCAGCGUAUUGACUUGGGGGAGAUAGAGCGGUGCGUCCAAGACUUCUUGAUUGGAAUGGUGGACACAAUGAUUGUUGCAGAGAUAUUCUCUCCUGCCUGCAGUGACAAUGAUAUUUUGGCACUUUUCGUUAGUCCCACUGACGCUGUUGACCGGACAGAUCCUAAAGGAUAUAUACAAACUGGGUGGCCGGUCGAUAGUCUGGAGAACCAUCUUGCCAGGAUUCUCCCAUCUUAUAUGAUCCCAAGGAUCUAUAUACCGCUCAGUGAACUUCCUAUCGGCCCAACAGGAAAGACAGAUAGGCGACGAUUGCGAGAGAUUGGAGGUCUACUCACGUUGGAGCAACUGGCAGAAAUGCAACCAACCCGAAAGCAAGCCAGGAAGGUAACUACCGACAAAGAGAAACUAUUGCAGCAAAUUUGGGCUCAUGUGCUGGGGGUUGAACCAGAUGCUAUCUAUGCGACCGACCACUUCCUUCGCUUGGGUGGAGACUCGAUCAGUGCCAUGCGCCUUGUUGGAAUGGUCCGUGGCCAAGGCUUUUCCCUCGCUGUUUCUGAUGUAUUCGAUUGCCCAGAACUAGAGAAGAUGGUAGAGAAAAUGAUCCACGGUGAAACUCAUGGGGAUAUGCAAGAGAUUCCCGCAUUUUCCCUUCUACCCCUGGGGAUGGACGUGUCACACUGCCGACCAUAUGUCGCCAAAAUUUGCUCGGUUUCAGAAGCUCAAGUGCUUGAUCUCUACCCCUGUACAGCACUUCAAGAAGGACUUCUGGCGCUUGGAGCUAGACGACAGGGACAAUAUGUUUCUCGCAGUGUGUUGCCACUGCAGAGCGAUAUUAGUCCAGAUCGGCUCAAAAGUGCCUGGGAAAAGACAAUCGCCAAAUUGUCUAUACUGCGAACCCGAAUCGUGGAUCUCCCCGGCAAAGGUCUUAUGCAGGCCGUCCUCAAUGAUACUCCCUGGAGAUCUGGUGAGAACAUCCAACAGUACUUGCACGAAGAUGAGAUGGAGCCGAUGGGUCUAGGAACCCAGCUCUGUCGUGCGGCCAUCAUAAAUCGCACCUUCAUCUUCACCAUUUCGCACUGCAUAUAUGAUGGCAGCUCACUGCCCAUGAUUCUUGAAGAACUCCAGGCACAGUAUUACCAUCAACCUGGAAGAACAUUCACUGGAGUCGAGCAUUUUAUUCGCCAUUUGAGCCAGAUAAACACCCAAGAAUCGGACGAUUUCUGGAAGUCCCAGCUGUCUCGCGCUGAGUUUUGUGCAUUCCCCGCCUUGCCAUCUACAACGUAUGAGCCGCAAGCUAGUGGAUAUAUGGAGCAUCCGGUUACGGUGAAUUGGCCUUCCAAGGGAGCAACCCCAUCCACAAUUCUCCGUGCAGCGUGGGUCAUCCUCGCAUCACAGUAUCUGGCCUCCAACGACGUCAUUUUUGGAGUUACAGUAAGUGGAAGACAGGCAAACAUAAAGGGCAUGGACAACUGCGUGGUGCCGACUAUUGCAACAGUUCCAAUUGCUGUAUCAAUUGACUGGGAUAAUACAAUCGAGACCUUCCUCCAACGCCUCCAAAGACAGGGGCUAGAUAUCAUGUCUUAUGAGCAAUAUGGUUUGCCAAAUAUUCAACGAGCGAAUGGAGACCGCAAUAGCGGGAUGUUCCAAACCUUGCUGGUGGUUCAGCCAAUAUCUACAGGAAACAGCCUGCAUAAAGAUAGUCGGUUGUUUAAGGCACGCAGCUUCGCCUCCAAUCUGAGCACCAUGGGCAUCGACCCUUUCAAUGUAUACGCCUUGAUGGUCAUCUUCCAACUCACUGCCUCGGGGGUCAAUAUUCAGAUGAGCUUUGACCCAAGGAUUCUCGACAAGCGGCAGAUCAAGCAGAUUGUCUAUCAGCUAGAGACAGUCAUCCGCCAGUUGUGCACAAAAUCACCUGAUAGAACCAAGUUGAACACCGUCCAGACAGCUAGUGAAUUUGACCUACAGCGCUUCCGGGCCCAGAACGCAGAGCUGCCCCCGGAUCCAACCAUGUUUGUACAUGACAAGGUUGCUCUAUGUGCCAAAGCAGACCCAGAGGCUAUUGCCAUCGAUGCAUGGGACGGUCAGUUCACAUACAAUGAGUUGGACCGCCUCUCUACCGUUGUCGCGCGUAAGCUGGUUUUGCAUAUGGGAGUCAAGAAAGGGUCCGUUGUACCGUUGUGCUUUGUCAAGUCUCGAUACAUGCCACUGGCUCAAGUUUCCGUCUGGAAAGCUGGUGCAGUAACCUUGCUACAAUCAGCAGACAUGCCAGAGCAGAGAAUGAGUCGUACUUUCCAGCAUCUUGGUGUAGAAGUUGCUCUGGCUUCACCCGAACGCUUGGAAACGGUCUCGAAGUAUGCUCGCUGUAACACCAUGGAGCACAUCCUGGAGACUCCGUUGGAAGAAAAAAUCAUGCCACUACCAGUUCUUGAAAUGGAUGACCCGGCUGCAGUUUUGGUAUCUUCUGGUAGUACAGGCGAACCGAAACAUGUUCUCUGGAGUCAUCGAGCUCUGGCCGCAAAUGCAGAGGAACCGACCCUUCGUUUGUCGAUAACCUCCUCUUCUCGCAUGUUCCAGUUCUCAUCAUAUGAUUUUGAUGUUGCCACCUUGGAAACAAUUAUUGGACUGACCCAUACGGCAUGUCUCUGUAUUCCAUCAGAAGUUCAACGCCUCGAUGAUAUGGCAGUUGCCAUCAAUCAAUUCGGGGCGAACUGGGUCUUUGUCACCCCGUCCACCGCCCGCUUGCUGCGUCCAAAAGACGUACCGGGGCUUUCAACUAUUGUGAUGGGGGGUGAGAACAUGUUACAGGACGACGUCGAAAGGUGGAAAGGGCACUGUGCUGUCCGCAACUGGUACGGGCCGGCCGAAUUCCCUGCAGUUACUGUGUACCCGGCCGAUGAGCCAAACUGGUCCAGCAGUGUGAUUGCACACAUUGACUUGUUCCGCUGCUGGCUCGUAGAUCCGCAGAAUCGCGAAAGGCUUGUUCCAUUUGGUGCGAUCGGCGAAAUCGUGGUACAGGGGCCUGCACUCGCUAGUGGCUAUUUCGGAAAUGCGUCUCUCACAGAUAAACACUUCUACGAAAAUCCCAAAUUCCUCUCCCAAAUUCCCGGGACUGCUCACACAGGAAGAUAUGGUCGUGUGUAUCGAACAGGGGACCUAGCCCGAUAUGAUUCCGAUGGCUAUCUCGUCUUCUUGGGGCGAAAGGAUGCCCAAAUCAAAGUACUGGGUCAACUAGUGGUGCCCAAAGAAGUCGAGACCCAAAUCCAACAAUGUCUCGGUCGGUCUAAUCAGCAAACUGAGGUUAUCGUGGAUACCAUCUCACCCCCAGGUGGAGGAGGAGUGAUACUUGUAGGGUUCAUCGUUACCCAAGAUGACAUCGACCAACUGACCGCUGGGCUCAGCCAGAAACUUCAAAUGGUUCUUCCUCGCUAUGCAGUGCCAUCGUGGUAUAUCGCAAUUACGAGUGUUCCCUUGACUACAAACGGGAAACGAGAUCGACGGCGGCUGCUUGAGAUUGCUGCGUCAUCCACUCCAUCCACCCAGGGAUCCACUGGACGAUUACCAGCCACAACUGCUGAGAUUACGUUGGCGAGGUUGUGGGCUCUUACAUUAGGAACGGAGCCGGAGACAAUCUCAGCUACCGACAGCUUCCUGCAGAUCGGCAACUCUAUCGAUGCCAUGCGAUUGGUAGGAACUGCUCGCCAGCACGGCCUGUUGCUCACUGUGGCCGGGGUGAUGGAAUUCCCUAUUUUAGAAGAAAUGGCCAGCCUGCUUCAGAACCUCGAGGAUGCACCAGAUGACAGUGUUGACCCUUUUACACUGUUGGAUAGUGGCCUAGACCACAAACUCGCCCGCAGCCAAGCAGCAUCCGCUUGUACUGUCAAUGAGGCCGGCAUUGAGGACUUGUUCCCUUGCACUCCUCUCCAGACAGGUCUACUAGCUCUAACAAUCAAGUCCCACGGGGAUUACACUGGCCGCAAUGUGUUGGAGCUAGGCCCUUCGGUAGAUGUCCAUCGCUUUGAACACGCUUGGGAAGAGUUGGUGCGCGUCGUGCCUAUCCUCCGCACACGAAUCAUCGAUAUUCCUGGGCAUGGAUUUGUUCAAGCCGUGGUCAGAGAGAAACCCUCCUGGAGCAAGGCCAGGAGCGUGGAGGAAUACCUAAACCAGGAUCGCCUGGAUCCUAUGGGGCUAGGAACCCGCCUCAUGCGUUGUGGCUUGUUUUCAUGCAAGUCAACCGACGACACAUCUGGCGCCUUCAGCCCUAUGCGCUGGGUCUUUGCCUUGACCAUGCAUCAUUCGAUAUAUGAUGGGCCGACUUCAGCUAUGAUAAUGGGCACGCUGAAAAGUCUCUACUAUGGGGAAUCACCUCUUCGACUUUGUCCCUUCCAGGCUUUCGUCAAGUACGUUGGUGGUCAAAAUAAGGAGGCUGCGGCCAAAUUUUGGAGGAAGCAAUUUGAAGGCUGUGAAGCUUCGCAGUUUCCACUGCUUCCCUCGGCUAGUUACCAGCCAAGAACAGAUUCUACCCAAACUGUUGUAAUUGACCACGUGAAAUGGCGAUCGGAUGGGUUCACUCCUUCCACAAUCAUUCGGGGAGCAUUUAGUCUCGUAUGCGGCAAGUAUGCGAUCUCGUCUGACGUGGUAUUCGGCACGGUGGUCAUGGGCCGCAAAGCCCCCAUUCAAGGCACAGAGAGGAUUGCAGGCCCAACCAUUGCCACAGUUCCCGUGCGAGUGCAGAUCAAAAGCGAUGCCACUAUUCCACAAUUUCUGCAAUCUAUCCAGGAUCAAGAGCGAGAGAUGGUUCCUCAUGAGCAAACAGGAUUGUCAAGCAUCCGUCAAUUUAGCACCCCGGCAGAAGACGCAUGUCGCUUCCAGACCUUGCUCGUAAUCCAACCACCCGAGAAGGCUAUGGAAGAUGCUGGAUUGUUUGUCUUCCGGACGGCUGAACAAGAUGAGGCCACCCGGUAUCAUAGCUUUAGCUCAUAUGCAUUAUCGGUAGUGUGCAACCUGGAGCCAGGUAGGCUUAAGGUAGAAUUUUGCUACGACUCUGCCAUUGUCCAGUCAGAAACCAUUCAAACCAUGGCAUCUCAUUUGGAUGAGGCCAUUCAAAGCAUGUGCAUGCAGAAAGUGCCCCACACUACGCUGAGGGAUGUAAACAUGAUGACACAGUCUCAUUUGAAUGAUAUCUGGACGUGGAACGCAAAGGUGCCUGCCAUGAUAGAACGAUGCAUGCAUGAUCUGAUUAAGAAAGUUGUGCAACGCCAGCCUGACACAGUGGCCAUCUUGGCGUGGGAUGGUAGCUUGACAUACGCUGAGUUAGACCGCUUGUCUACCAGGCUUGCAACUCACCUGGUCGGUAUGGGGAUAAAGAGAAACAUGAUUGUGCCGCUUUGCUUUGAGAAAAGUCUAUACGCCAUGCUCGCUGUCCUUGGAGUUAUGAAAGCCGGCGGCGCCACACUUCUCCUGGAUCCAUCAUUACCAGAUUCUCGCCUUGAUAGUAUAUUGGAGCAGGUAAAUCCGACUGUUAUUUUGUCGUCAAUCUCCCAGAAGCAGCGCUGUUCUCGAUGGGUGGCGAACCCAGUGGCCAUAGGGAAGCAGUGUACCUUUUUUGAGACUGAGGGGGUGGAAGAGACCACUGAAAGUCACGAUCUGCCGGUUGUAUCUCCAGACGAUCUAUUGUACACUGUGUUUACGAGUGGUAGCACUGGAACCCCCAAAGGAUGUCUCAUGCAUCAUCAACAAUUUACCAGUGCGGUCGUCCACCAGCAAGCUACGCUCGAAAUGGAUUCAAAAACACGCUUAUACGAUUUCUCCUCCUACUCUUUUGACGCAGUCUAUUGGUGCCUCUUCCACGUAUGGAAUGCUGGAGGCACUUUAUGUAUCCCCAGCGAGGAAGAACGGAAAAGCGAUCUGACCGAGAGCGUGCGCCGAUUUGAGACCUCGCACAUUUUCCUAACUCCCUCGACUGCGCGGUGGAUUGACCCACAACGUACUCCCACCCUGCGCUAUCUCUUCCUCGGCGGCGAGGCGGUCUUGCCGGAGGAUCUCGCCCGAUGGACUCCACAUGUCAACACCUUUGAGGUAUAUGGGCCUUCAGAAUGCUCUGCUAUCACCCUUUAUCAUCGAGUUCCCAAAACGACAGCCAGUACCGUGCACUCCAUUGGGAAAGGUAUUGGCGUUUUGACCUGGGUGGUAGAUCCGAAGGAUCAAGACCGUUUGGCACCUCUUGGAACAGUGGGUGAGCUGUACCUCGAGGGGCCUUUGGUGGGACAAGGCUACUUCCAGAAUGACGAGAAAACGGCAGCCGCCUUUAUCGAGAGCCCACAGUGGCUAGCUCAAGGCUCUCCUGAUGGAACAGUGCCGGGACGGCGUGGCCGGAUGUAUAAAACUGGUGACCUUGUCAAAUAUCAUCCACUCACUGGAAAUCUCGCGUUCGUGGGCCGAAAGGAUACACAGGUCAAACUGCGAGGCCAACGCAUCGAGCUUGCAGAUGUUGAGCAUCAUGUCAUGCAAUGUCUAAUGGAUCGAUCUUCGUCAGGAGCUGCACCAACGGCAGUUGCAGAAGUUAUAGAGCCAGUUGUAACGGGUCGGCCGAUGCUUGCCGUUUUCAUCGACUGCAAUGAAGCACAGUUGUCUGACUUAAUGUCUCAUCUCGAAUCUGAGUUGCCGAGUCGGGUGCCAUCCUACAUGGUACCUGCGUCUUAUAUUGCAACCCCAUCUAUGCCAAUGGCAGCGAGUGGCAAGACGGACCGACGCCGAUUGCGUGAGAUGGGUUCCAGUUUGACUCUGGAACACCUGUCACAAAGCAAUACCCCUGCAACCAUUCUGGCCCCCAGCACAGCCUCCGAGUGCCAGUUACAAGCUUUAUGGGCCGAAGUUCUCGGUAUACCCGCUGAGAAAGUUGGGGUUGAAAGCAGCUUCGUUCGUCUGGGUGGUGACUCCAUUUCGGCAAUGCGAUUAGCUUCUUUCGCUCGUAGAGAAGGGCUGCGAUUGUCAGUUCAUAAUAUUCUCUCCACGCCUCAGUUAUCGGAGAUGGCACAAGCAAUGUCUAUCUUGACCCCAAUAGACGGCAACGAGAUGGAAGUUAUCAUCCCAUUCUCUCUCCUCAAACAUCCCUCGGAACAUGACUCCGUUCUGAAUGACUUUGCAAGUCAAUGCAAUAUCCAAGCCAGUCAAGUUGAAGACAUCUUCCCUUGUACGGGUGUUCAAAAGUCACUCCUCUCCAUGACUGCCAAGCGCGCCAACUCGUAUGUCGCUCGAUUUUUGCUCAAGCUGAGAAAGGAUAUCGAUGAAUCACGACUCAAGAAUGCAUGGGAAAUGGUGAGUAGGACUUGUGCUCCCAUCCUCCGUUCACGAAUUGUGGAGUGUCCAAUGGAGGGCCUGGUGCAAGGUAUCGUGGAUGAACCGCUACACUGGGACAUCACUCAACCACUGCAGCAAUAUCUCCAAAAAUAUCAAACUAGGCCCAUGGGCUUGGCCACCCCGUUGACUCGGCUUGCCAUUGUUAAAGACGAAAGCAAUCAGGAGCGCUAUUGUCUAUUAACCCAGCAUCAUGCGAUAUAUGAUGGGUACUCGUUGAACCUUCUCGUAGACGAGGUAUCUAAGGCUUAUGAUGGCAUUCAUGAUAACCAUACCCCAGUGGCAUCCUUCCAGGUUUUCAUCAAGCAUGUCAUGGCGGUUGACUCUAAGAAAUCAGAGGAUUUUUGGGCUCGUGAAUUCGUCAAUUUUGAAGCAGUCCCCUUCCCAGUAUUGCCGCAUGCCGAUCAUCAACCUAAAGCAGAUAGCACAGUACGACGCAGUCUGGAGGCAUUCCAAUGGCCCCAGCGAGACUUCACCCCGUCAACCAUCAUUCGUGCAUCGUGGGCCAUCCUCACUGCGCGGUAUUUGGACUCGGACGAUGUGGUUUUUGGAGCCAUGGUUACAGGCCGACAAGCUCCUAUUCAAGGCUUGGAUCGCAUGGUAGCGCCUCUUAUCAAUGCUGUGCCUGUUCGAGUCAAACUUGAUUUCAAACAAUCGAUCGAUAGUUUGCUCGCUAGCAUCCAGAAGCAAUCCAUCGACAUGAUUGCCUACGAACAGACCGAGCUGCUCACAAUUCGGCGCAUUGAUGCAAACACCGAUCGGGGGAGCCGAUUCAAUACUCUCCUCGUAGUUCAGCCGGCAAGUCAAGGCCAGUCAGCCGAUCACCCUAAUGGCCCUUACGAGGAUCCGAGAGAACUAGUCUCCGCAACUCAGGAUCUCGAUGACUCCAACCCAAACGCAAUCAUGAUCAUGUGCCAAAUUACGAAGACAAAUGGUCUGCAACUUGAGUUUAGCUUUGAUUCUAGAGUGGUGGACACAGCGCAGAUGGAACGAAUUGCCUCGCAAUUCGAGCACGUCUUGCGUCAAGUAUGUAUGGGCACGACGCAGCCUGUCGAUCGCAUCCAGACUCUCAGUGGUGCCGAUCUAGCAGAGCUAUGGGACUGGAACUCAUCUAUUCCAUCAACAAUCGCUGAAUGCGUGCACAGCUUGAUUACUAAAACUGCUAAGAAUUAUGGGGACGAUCCUGCCAUCUGCGCCUGGGACGGCCAGUUAUCGUAUUUUGAGCUGGAUCAACUAUCUAACCAUCUAGCUUCACACUUGGUAGCCCUUGGCAUUGGUGCCGGUAAUGUCAUUCCACUUUGCUUCGAGAAGUCCAUGUGGCAUCCAGUGGCAGCUCUUGGAGUGAUGAAGUCAGGUGCUACGUGUCUCUCGAUGGACUCGACUCAACCAAAAUCCCGCCUACAGUCCAUUGUUCAACAAGUCAAUCCUCGGCUUAUCUUAGCAUCUGCCAAAACCGCCGGACUGGCAGGUCGUCUAUCCGACGCUGAUGUUAUAACUAUUGAUCAAGAUUACAUGGAUCUAGUGGCUAAAGAUAUCUUCACCCAGUCUCUGCCCACAGUUCACCCAUCAAAUGUUCUAUACGUCGUGUUUACCAGCGGCUCCACGGGAACACCGAAAGGCGUUGUGACUACUCAUCAGAAUUUUGCUUCUGCUGCAACGCAUCAGGCGGAGAUGCUGCGUAUUCAACCAGGCACACGCGUUUUUGACUUUGUUUCAUACAGCUUUGACGUAUCAUGGUCUAACACCCUUCAAACAUUGAUCUGCGGAGGCUGUCUCUGUAUUCCUAGCGAGUUAGAGCGUCGAAAUGACAUUUCGGGGGCUUUCAAUCGCAUGGACUGCAAUUAUUCCUACUUUACACCUUCAGUGGCGCGAUCCUUGGAGCCAUCAAGUAUUCCUGGGCUCAAGGUUUUGGCCAUGGGGGGUGAGCCCAUUCCCACCACUGAGAUUUCUCGAUGGACGCAGGCUGAGGCCAUCAUCGGAAUCUACGGCCCGGCUGAGUGUGCACAGGCCCUCACAUUCACACUUCUUCAACCUGAUGGGCGCAACAACCAUGUAGGGUACUCAUAUGGGGCCCGGACAUGGCUGGUACAGCCGGGCUUUCCUGAUCGUCUGGCCCCAAUUGGCGCAGUGGGAGAGCUUCUCAUCGAGGGUCCUACGGUUAGUAAGGGGUAUUUUGAAGACUCUGACAAGACCGCCGCUGCGUACAUCAAGAAUCCAUCCUGGCUGCUGCAAGGUACACCAUCCCACCCAGGCCGCCAGUCUACCCUAUACAAGACGGGUGACCUACUUCGAUACAACUCAGAUGGAUCGCUAGAUUUCCUCGGCCGAAAAGAUAGUAUGGUCAAGCUGCGAGGGCAGCGAAUUGAGCUAGCUGAAGUGGAAUAUCAUAUCCGUGCAAGCCUGCGCCACCCUGAACUAUGUGAUGGUCUUGCUGCAGAGGUUAUUACUCCUAAUAAAAGCAGUCCCAUUCUCGCCGUGUUUGUUGCCCUCUCCCCCGUGAGAGAGGCCCAGUCCGAGGAAGACAAUUUAUCGAAGCUGACACGCCUAAUCGACGGUUUGGAUGACAGACUCUCUGACUGUCUUCCGCAAUAUAUGAUUCCUGGCGCCUACAUCCCCAUUGAGAAAAUCCCAAUGACUACCACGGACAAGACAGAUAGAAAAGCUCUACGGCAGUUGGGAGCCAUUCAGACCUUGGAGAAUCUGGCAAAGCUACAGUCCCACGGGAAGACCCAUCGCGUGCCGACCACCAUCAUGGAACUGAAACUACAAGCACUAUGGUCGGUAGCUCUUGGGAUAGAUGCUAGCAUCAUCAAUGCCGACAGCAAUUUCCUAAGAAUUGGUGGAGAGUCCAUCGCAGCCAUGCGGCUAGUGGCAGCGGCACGAAAUGAGAAGCUGUCGCUCACAGUCGCGGAUAUAUUCAACGCACCACGGCUCUCUCAACUCGCCCUGUUAGUGCAGGAAAUUACUACGGAGGACUCUCUACCAUUGCCGCGACCCUUCGCUUUGCUCGAGAUGAAUGAUCCAAAGCCUUUCCUUGCUGACUUCGUCAACCCGCUCCUCGACCCUGGGGCUGGAACUGUUCUCGAUGUGCUUCCUUGCACCGACUUCCAAACAUGUGCAAUCUUGGAUGCCUUCCAGGACCCGCCCAGUCGAUUGCCUCAUUGGAUUUUCGACCUUCCCCCAAAUGUGGACUUUUCACGCUUAGAGUGGUCAUGCCGCAGGCUAGUAGACCUUUACGACAUCCUUCGUACGGUGUUCAUCCAAGCGCACGGUCGAUUCUGGCAGGUUUUACUUGAACAUAUGGAUCCUGCGUACGAUAACUUCCAGGCAGAUCAUGACGAUGAUAUCACAACCUUCGUGGAUUCUAUUUGUGAGCUGGAUCGAAAAAGGAUUCGAACCUUUGGGUCUUCCUUCAUUCGAUUCAUGGCAAUACGGAGUCACUCUGGGCAGCACCGGCUCAUCUUCCGAAUCUCACACGCUCAAUUCGACGGGUUCAGCUGGGCCACGGUCCUCCGCAGCCUCUCUGCCCUCUACUGCGGUGAUACCGUUCCUAGCGAACGGAAGUUUGCCCAAUAUAUCACCUAUAAGGAGAGCAUGAAGUUGAGCGUCUACGCCUAUUGGAUCGCACGACUCGAAUAUGCUCCAAGUCCCAAUUGGAUUGUAGAUUCCUCCAGCCGCGUGUACACUGUCAAAGACCGGCUGACAAUGAGGAAGACAAUCCCGAUGCCCGAGGGUCAGUUGCUUGAGGAGACAUCACUCGCAACUUUAUUCCAUGCCGCUUGUGCUAGAGUAAUUUCCCGCCAUCACCGGCAAUCUCGUAUCGUUUUUGGUCGUCUAGUGACUGGCCGGUCGAUGCUACCAAGCAGUCUGCAAAAUGUGGUCGGUCCAUCGAUGACCGAGGUCCCUAUCAGCAUGCACAUUGAUCCCCAUGCGACUCUUUCGGAUAUUGCAUUGCAGUUGCAGCGUCAGUUGAUUGAGGAUUCUCGAUACGAAACCGCUGGGAUGGACGAGAUCAUUCGAAACUGCACUAACUGGCCAGAUGACGUGAAAGACUUCGGCUGGAGGACCUCUUUCCAACAAGAAGAUGAUCGUAAUUUUACUUUCCUUGGGACAGAAAGUCGGAUAUCGUUCUAUGAGCCGGAUCUGUUGCCUCGAAACCGACCAGAAAUUUACGCUACCCCACGGGAUGGGAAGCUGGAUCUUGAAUUCGAGGGUAAUCGUCAGUUGAUCAGUGAGAAUGACGUUCAACGCUUCCUCCAGGAUCUGGAAUCAGUUCUGAGUAAUCUUUGA
Messenger RNA from Penicillium coprophilum, 16257 nucleotides. Its product is annotated as non-ribosomal peptide synthetase. Gene Ontology annotation, biological process: amino acid activation for nonribosomal peptide biosynthetic process; secondary metabolite biosynthetic process. The coding region runs from base 1 to 16257 and encodes 5418 amino acids. Gene Ontology annotation, molecular function: phosphopantetheine binding; catalytic activity. The record is from RefSeq and is a predicted model, not a curated record. Gene Ontology annotation, cellular component: cytoplasm. Lineage: Eukaryota; Fungi; Ascomycota; Eurotiomycetes; Eurotiales; Aspergillaceae. The transcript has 5 exons.